Molecule: messenger RNA, 543 nt
Organism: Linum trigynum
Lineage: Eukaryota; Viridiplantae; Streptophyta; Magnoliopsida; Malpighiales; Linaceae
Source: the annotation of a GenBank genome assembly
AUGAGCUGCUUCUCUUGCAUUAAUCGCCGGAAGGGGGUGAAGAUCGACAUUGAGAAGGCCCCUGGGUCUUCCAAUUACCACAGCAACUCCUCCGAUGACUCUGGUAGCGGGAAGACGAAGAAAGAACGGGAAGACAAGCUACCGAAGGGGAGUGGGUCGAGGAGUUUCUCGUUCAGGGAGCUGGUGAAUGCAACCCAGAAUUUCAGGGACUUGAAUUUGAUCGGAGAAGGAGGAUUUGGCCGAGUUUACAAAGGCCGUCUGGACAAAGGCGAGAUUGUUGCGGUGAAGCAGCUGAACCAGGAUGGAAUGCAGGGGAAUCAGGAAUUCAUCGUUGAGGUUCUAAUGUUGAGCUUGCUAAACCAUCCUAACCUUGUUACCUUGACUGGCUACUGCACUGCUGGAGACCAGAGAUUGUUGGUCUACGAGUACAUGCCACGAGGCAGCUUGGAACAUCAUCUUUUCGAUGUGGAUGGCAAAGAGCCUAGAGUACCUUCACUGCAAAGCCAAUCCACCAGUGAUCUACCGCGACCUGAAAUCCGCUAA